Carassius auratus (goldfish) is the source of this 6828-nucleotide messenger RNA. RefSeq names its product CREB-regulated transcription coactivator 3-like. Gene Ontology annotation, molecular function: cAMP response element binding protein binding. The record is from RefSeq and is a predicted model, not a curated record. NCBI's taxonomy places the organism in Eukaryota, Metazoa, Chordata, Actinopteri, Cypriniformes, Cyprinidae. Gene Ontology annotation, cellular component: nucleus; cytoplasm. The transcript is spliced from 15 exons. Bases 1391 to 3454 code for a protein of 687 amino acids. Gene Ontology annotation, biological process: positive regulation of transcription by RNA polymerase II; protein homotetramerization.
UAACAUUAAUAACUGUGCUGUGUAUCCCUUUAAGGGAACGCCGCUGCCUCCUUGUGGCCACAACUUUAAAAAAUGGUAUACAGGUUUGGGGCAGGCUUGUGUAUUUAUUAUUUUUUUGCUCGGCUUGUUUUUACUCGGAGUGAGGGAUCGGAGUUGACAAAACAAAUGUUUGCCGUGGAGUCACGAAUCGGUGCAUCACAGUUCAGGUGGAUCUAGAGGAUGGACACGGAGAAGAGAGUCCAAAGGAGUACGCGCGGACUACACGAUCAGAUUUCACCACUGCAUUUCACGAACCAGUAACAUCUAAACAUUUUCUCAGACUCGUGUGACAACAGCAGGUCGAUCACUGGCCGGUGGUUGUCCUGCCGCAGGACAUUAAGUGAGUGUCUGAUGCCGAGUUUGAUUCGUUACCUUGCUGCGAGUUGCUGUCGCGCUUAAGUUACCGGUUUAUAUGAGUUUUGAAUGCGUAAUGAGGCUUACAUUGGCGAGACCACUUGUUGAAAUCUAACAAAACUAAGUUCAGGGUUGUGAGAAAUAAGAUUGAUCGACUUUACAAUACAAGUGGGCAGUUUAAAGAGUCGACCGACUGUUUGUUGUCAUUUAUAGUUCGUUUGUGAUUAAUCGAUUGUGAUAUUUUGAUUGUGUCAUAUCGCUCAUUAGCUGCUUAGCUGUCACGGCUGACUUUAUCCUCUAACGUUAACGUUACCUGACCGAGCAGUAGCAAUCAAUUACACACAUUUAGGCGGUUAUAUCACCAAAUUUCUAUCUUAAUUAAUAAAUAAUGGUAGACACUUACAUAUUUAUGCGCAAUAACAAAAAUAUAACGUUUUCGUCAGAAUCUAAAGUAUUUAGCUCGCUAGCUCGAGUCGUUAACGUUUCUCAACUUGUUUCUUAAAUCCAAGUGAAAUAUUUAAGCUUUUCUGUUUGGCGUUGCACAGUAUUACACGUUUUUUUUCUAUAUAUUCCCCCCCACGAUACAAAACAAGAGCUAGUUUACUGAUGCCAAACAAAACGGUGAUAAACGCUUGAAUGUUUAACGUUAACGUUAGCGAUGUCCAGUUUCCUGACAAACUUUUAGCAAAUUCGGCUCAUCGCAUUUAUACAAAUAUUGGCGUUGGAAUUCCUAUAUAUCAUCGUUACUUUGCACUUAAACUGAAUUAAGUUCGUUAAGUUGUUAAUAAUACGGUUUCAUCGCGUUUUCCAGCUCAUUAAUGGUGGCAAAGCUCAUGUCAUUAAAGCCACAUCGUCAAACCUCUCUAAAGCGUCUGGACUGCACUCUUACACGCUUUUCAGACAUGGAAGGACAAAUUAAACACAUUUGACUUCUCUAUCGACAACAUUCAACCGUCAGUUCCCUGCGAAGUUGAUCUCGAAACUCUGCGGCCCAACCAUGUCUGGAUCCCCGGGCUCGAGUGGCUCCAACCCGCGGAAGUUCAGCGAGAAGAUCGCGCUGCACAACCAGAAACAGGCGGAGGAGACGCGGGCCUUCGAGCAGCUCAUGACAGACCUCACCGUCUCAAGGGUGCAGUUCCAGAAGAUCCAGCAGCUCCAGCUCUCUCAGAACCGGGCACAGUACUACGGUGGCUCGCUGCCCAACGUCAACCAAAUAGGCAAUGCCAGCACUGAUUUCCAGGGGACAUUUCCCUCCGGACUGGACUCUGUGCGAGGGACCAGACACCAUGGUCUGGUGGAGAGGGUCCAUCGAGACCGCAAUCGGAUCAACUCACCGCACCGCAGGCCCAUUGACAAGCACGGGCGGCAGGCUGAGAGCUCUCCAUAUGGAACGAUGUACCUAUCUCCUCCCCCUGACAACAGCUGGAGAAGGGAGCAACCGCCAUGGACUGAAGAGAAACGCCCUGGAUUUAGAUUAAUAUCACAGCUUAACAGAACAAACUCUGACUCAGCUCUGCACACCAGUGCCAUGAGCCCAAACCCACAGGAUCCUUUUGGCAAGAACCAGCAGAUGGGAAGAGGACCUCCUCAGCGAAACGCCAGCAUGAAUGAAGCAGAGGUGGACAGUUCUAGAGACGUGUUCUCAUUUCCUGCUGUCCCUAAUGAGGAGAAUCUGCUCGGAGUGAAUAAGCCACUGCCAAAACAGUUAUGGGAGGCCAAAAAGGUGCAGUCUCUAUCCUCCCGGCCAAAGUCCUGCGAAGUGCCUGGAAUUAAUAUAUUCCCUUCUCCAGAGCAGAAUGCAGGUUUGUCUCACUACCAGGGCACUUUAAACACUGGCGGGUCUCUGCCUGACCUCAGUAACCUGCACUUCCCCUCUCCGCUGCCCACUCCUCUGGACCCCGACGAGGCUGGAUAUCCCAACCUGAGCGGAGGCAGCAGCACCGGCAACCUCCCCGCAGCCAUGAUGCAUCUGGGCAUCGGAAACUCACAAGGGCUGUCAUCCUCUCUAAGCAACCCUUCCAUCCAGGCGUCCCUCACCAACUCUCAGCUACACUCAUCUCUCAGCAAUCCAUCGAUCCACACGUCUCUGCGUCUCUCCUCGCUGUCCAACCCUCCUCCGACGGGCAUGGCGAGUUCACCCAGGAGACGGCCGGCCCCCAUUAGUCCCCUGACACUCUCUCCGGGGGGCGAUCAGAGGCGAAGCCUGGGCAAGCAGCUUUCCCCGACAAUGUCACCCUCUCUCUCUCCGAUCACACAGGGUGUUGCCUUGGACACCAGAAACUUGCCGAUGGAGCCGCCCCCUCCCUACCCCCUUUACCAGCAAACCCAGCAGUCCAUGCAGCAGCAUCAGCAGCAGCAGCAGCAUCAGCAGCAGCAGCAUCAGCAGCAGCAGCCUCCUCCCCAGUCCCAUCCGUCUAUGCAGCAGAGCUCCCAGCAUCCAGGGGUGCAGCAGCGACAAACAGGUGGCCAACAGCAGCAGCAGCAGCAGCAGCAGCACCAGCCUGUGUCCCCGCUGCAGAGCGUCCCGCUCGACUUUAAUUCCAGCGCUCACAACAGCAUGGGGGGAUUUUUUAAUGAUCCCUUUAUGGAGCUGCAGUUUUCUGGACGUCAGUCCAAGUGUUCGUCCUAUCAGGAUCAAUAUAAUAUGUUGGAGAAUGUGAUGAGCUCUGUGGCUGGAGGAUUUGACCCUUCCUCCAACCUCUACUACUCCCAGGCUGCCCUCAUGGGCUUGGGCGGCAGCCAUGGAAACCUGCAAGACCACCUUCAGAUGAGGUCCAAUACGCUCUACUCUAAUUGUGGAGGAGGAGUGCCCAACAUCAUCCUCACAGGUUGGGAUGAGCAGACAGCAGGUCGUUACGACUCCAAUCCCAGCCUCUCUAAGGACAUCAGCAGCAUGUUGUCUGCGGUCCCAGAGUGUUUGGACUCGGAGGGAGUUUUUCCACUGGAGGAUGAACUACGUAUUGAGCCUCUCAGUCUGGAUGGACUUAGCAUGCUCAGUGACCCUGAUAUGGUCCUCCCUGACCCCUCAGUAGAGGACAGCUUUCGCAGCGACAGACUCUGAAGAGCCACAUUCAUACAUACAAGUCCACGGACGUGUCGACUGAAGCACAGAACCUAUAGCACUCAGAUUCCUAUAAACAUAAAAAUACCUUUACAUUUUUUUUAAACACAGAGCGCAUGCAUAAACACUACAUGCUGAUAUAAAGUGAAUCAUCAUGUUCGCAUGAGUCACCCCAGACGCCGUCUCUCAGUGGCCGCCAUUGCUCAGCAUGCUCCAUCUGCCUCCCAAGACACCGAUCAUCCCUCAACAGAUGUGUGAAACCAAUCUGGAUGCUUCACACGUGCUUCGACAAACAAAUAAACAUGCACGAGCACAUGAACCUGCCGCGCGUCUAGUGACAAUCACGACACAAAGCCAUAGCAAUGCCAAACCGACGGUUUGAUCAGGCUUUUGCAUUGUUGGUCUGAUUCAAAGCCAUGCAACCAAAACAAAAUGAAUGUGCUUGUUUUACACAUUGCUUUUGGAUGUUAUCGGAAAGGUCACACCAGCUUUCAGUAACAUUUCGGUAGCAGCAAAAGGAUGGGACCGUCCUGAAUGUGGAGACGGUGCGAAGAUGUCAAUAUGACGUGUUAUGGAACAGAAGUAGUCGACAGCCGGCCUAAUACCAGCCCAUAUUGAUGCACCAAAUGCUGUGAUAUGAGACACCAGCAGGAUGGGUUGAGCCUUCCCCUCUCGCCACACCACCCGAUCUCUGUUUUAAUACCGAAACCCCAGAACAUGUUCGGGGUAAUGAACCAUCUGCCUCGGGCUACUGAGUAUCAACGGUCUCUGGUGUCACUGCCUGAAGUUUAGAGCACGCGCUAAGCAAACCGCAUGAUAAUCAGCGAUUACAUUGAGCCAAAGCCACUCAUACACGCCUCAGGCUGUGAAACCCCAGUCCCUCCUUCAGAAUGUGGCCAGUCCCCUUUAUUCAGAUGACAGGAGAUGAGAAUUCAGUGAAUUAUACCUCUCUUCCUGCACAGUCUACAGCCUACUAUAAAGAGGGGGGGGGGGGGUGUAGAAGAUGUGUAUAGAGCAUUAUUUAGCAUAUUUUUGGUAUAAAAAGAAAAACUAUAAAAGAGAGCUUUGCCACUUAUAUAUAUAUAUAUAUAUAUGCCUCACAAUUUUCUGACUAGAAUGUAUUUUUAAACAGAAAAAGGGCAAACUGUUUACAAAGAUAAAGUUUAAGAACUACGAAUUGUGAGUAGGCGCUGAAAUUUGUAUGAUUUUGGUAUAAAUCUAAAAGAAAGAAAAAAAAAAAAAAACAUUUGUAUGCGGCUGUUAUUGAUCCAGUCCAUAGUUUGCGACUAGAAGCUUUGGCUAUGCAGAACUUUAGCACAGGGCUGUCUCAGACGGCCGGAACAAUCUAGACCAUAAAAAGGAACUGUUUUACUUGUAUAUUUACUAUAUUUCUUUAUACCGACUUGUAAUGCAGCUUCUGAUAUGUCAGUUGUAUUUGUACUGUUCAUGUUCUCUCUCUUUGAACUGUCGUUUGUGGACGUCUUUGGUGAACGUCUGUUGUGAUGGUAUUUCUCACCGUUGUUCAGCAUGGGCCCUCUCUCUGCAGCUCCGAUCCUUGGGAGGGAUUUUUAAGAGAAAAAAAAAAAACACUUUGGGAUUUUAAAAAUGUUUUAAAAGGUGUGAUUUGUGGACUUGGGACAUAAUUAUCAUUGUUAUUGCUCGUGUUGAAGUUCGUACUGAUCUGAACUAAAUUGAUCUGUUGGUUUUAAGCAGUAGUUUUUCUUUCUGCGAUGAUGCAGGCUCUUGCCUUCUCAGCAUGUUAUGCAUGUGAGGACUUUGAAAUGAAUGCAAUAUAUUUUGUGAAUUACCAGAUUCAAAUGACCAAAUAUUUUGAGUUGAAGAAAGAUGUCUAAAUAUAGUUCAGGAAUGUUUUUUUUUCACCAUAUCGUGAGUCAUUUUAUGCCCAUCUCUUGCCUCUUGACUGCCAGAUCUGGGCAAAAAACUGUUCUCUGUUCCCUCUUCUAUUUGUGUUUAUCUGUGUAGCUUUCUAUUCCACUUCCAGAGGUUGGUGAUAGAAAGCAAUAACAACGUUAUCUGUGUGCCAUGUCCACAAUUUUAUUUUAUUUUUUUAUGUAUUUUUGCAUUCAUCCAGGUCAUUACAGAGUUUUGAGUUCAAAACCAUCUUGUUGUCAAAUCAGUCAAGUUACUUGUACUACAAAUCUUCCUCUUUUUUUUUUUUUUUUUUUUUUUGUGCAUUUUUCAUUUUGGUCCAAGUAGGCGAGAAGAGAGGAUGAUUGACACAGGUGUGGUGACAUUAGCUAAAUUUUGUGGGUAAAAAAAGGUCCAUUGUCUUGUUUUCUGAAAAAAUUCCGAAUUGCAUAGAUUUCUGUUGAAAUGACUGGAUUCACCCCAUGAAAAUUAGCCGAACAACGUAAAUAUAGACCCCUUGAUCUAAUAUUUGAUAAAUCUGGUCCCCCGUGUACCAAAGGUAGAACCAGAUUUUUUUUGUUUCGUUUCGUUUUGUAACAUUGUUCUUUUGGUGUGGUGUAUUUUAAGAGAACAUACUGUUCAAGAGCGGUGAAAACAGAAGUUGCUGGGCUGUUGAGCGUGUUUUGCUGCAUCCUGUUUCUGCAACAAAAAAAUAUUUAUAUAACAAACCUCUUUUUAUCAUCUCCCUCAUUGUGUCAUCCUCUCAGUUAACUUUGAAAUGUUUCAUGAAUAUUAGCAGUGGGAUCAUAUUGUAUAGUCUUCGGUGGUUUCAUUGGGUCUGCUGGUUUGUUUCUGCCUCAGAUGACAUGAGAGAGUCUGUUCCCAUCAUUCAUUCUCUCUCUCCGGAAGGAGUUUUUGUCUUCUCCUGCCUUUUUCUUGUCAUUUACCAUUUGUUAACCCUCUGGAUGUACGGUGAUGCUCUUUUUAACCCCCCUUCUGUAUUUCCAGGCCCUGUGCUCUAAUGGCAAAAAAAGGUGUUUAUUGGCUUUUUUUAAUGUAGUCUUCAUAACAAGAUAUUAGUUAUGUUUCUUGUGUUUAUAGAAGGAAUUCUUUUUUUCUUUGUUUUUGUCUUUUUUUUAUGUCACCUUUUAAAAAAUGUACAGUUCUAUUAUUUAAAAAUAUAUAUUUUCUUGUCCACUAGUGUUACUUCCUUGUUUUUUUGUAAUAUGCCAUAUAAAAAUCUUUCUUUUUGUGAUAUUACAGUUUUACUAAACCAGUGGUUUUCAAUCCCAAACCUAGGGCGCCACAGCACUUCCUUAUUUAACACGCGUGAUCGAGAUCAUUAGCAGAGAUCCAUGCGAGAUGUACAAAAUACACAGUGCUGAGUCCCCAGAACCCAGACUGAAAACCUCUGUAUUACACCACAAGGUGUUUGGUUUGUGAAGUAUAUUAUAGUGCUUUCCUUUGAUUUAACAUAAACGAAUAAAACUCUUUACUGGCUCAGA